Messenger RNA from Sorex araneus (European shrew), 2538 nucleotides. RefSeq names its product trichohyalin like 1 (gene TCHHL1). The transcript is spliced from 2 exons. Gene Ontology annotation, molecular function: transition metal ion binding; calcium ion binding. The record is from RefSeq and is a predicted model, not a curated record. The coding region runs from base 1 to 2538 and encodes 845 amino acids. NCBI's taxonomy places the organism in Eukaryota, Metazoa, Chordata, Mammalia, Eulipotyphla, Soricidae.
AUGCCUCAGCUCCUGAGAGAUAUUCUCUAUGUGAUUGAAACAUUCUACAAUUAUGCCAAGGAGGAUGGCAAUAAGGCAACGCUGACCUGCAGAGAGCUUAAACAGCUCAUCCAGGGAGAGUUCGGGGACAUUCUUCAGCCAUCUGUUAUUCAUGCUGUGGAGAGGAAGUUAGACCUUCUGGAUAUUGAUAGUGAUGGCAACAUCACUUUUGAAGAAUUUCUUCUUGCAAUUUUCAAUCUAUUGAACCUUUGUUAUCUUGACAUACAAUCAUUAUUAAAUUCAGAGGCAAGACCAAUGUCUAAAUCAGGAGAAAAGCCAGAUGAUGUGGUUCUGCAGACAAACACUAGAACUUGUCAGAUGACAAAAGAAAUUUUGACCAUGCAAGACAAAGAGCAGCUUCCUUCAGGGACAGAAUCAUCAACUCAGCUGAGCCCUGAUGAAAGGGGAGAAGAUGAAUACAACAGAGCAGAGCAGCAGGGAGAUAUCAAGACUUGCAGAUUGCCAGAAGAAUUAUCUUGGAUCAGUGUUCAUAGGAACCAACAUUUGGUAGAAGAACAGAGCCAAGACGGUUCCCAAGAAGCACAUACAGGAGAAAACAAUGAGGUUCAACUUGAGACAAAUAAGGCAACAGCAGGACACACUGGCAGUUCCACAAAGCAGGUAGGACAGGAUAAGGAGAUUCCUGGGGAGAGAAAUGAACCAGGCAGGGGACAAAGUGACUGGGAGACAAGACAGCAGUUUGGAGGAAAGGGAGGAAACUUGGGCAUCCAAAGUUCUCCACAAGAAGCAACAACACAAAAGCCAUUUAGAGAUCAGGAAGCUGACCUUGAAAUGAAUGUUAAGGAACACAAUAAAAUACAAGCAGUACAGGAAAAGGAUGACCUCAGGUCAGAACAAACUAUUGCCCAGAAGUCAUGUCUGACACAGAAAUUGACUGAGCCUGAGGAUAAGAGAAAAAAAAGUGAGACUGAAGAAGCCAAAAAGACCCCAUCUGAGACAAAAAAUUCAGCUUAUGGUGCUGAUACAGACUCUGAAAUUCAAGAACCUCCAGCACAAAAAACAAAGGAACUGCCAGUCCAAGGUGGUGGCAGAAGUGCUUCAGAAACACCUGAUGUUAGAGGGAAAAGGAAAGAAAGGAGAGAUCCUGAUGUCUGUGGAAUAGAAGAGCAAAGAGAAAGUGAGAGAAAAACUCAGCCACUAGGCUUGGUAGACCAAACACAGAAGUACCAGGAACACCAGGAAUCACUUAAAGAAAGGGAUACUCAGAAAUGUUCUAUGGCACAAGAAUUAAGCCUAGAAGGAAGAAAGAAAAACCAUCCUGAAAUUGAAAGAGUAGCAGUUCCAGCAGAAGGGGCAAGACUUGCUGAGAAAAGCAAAGCAGAGACUUUGAGCGAUGAGCAUGCUCUUGCAGCAGCAGCAGGAGCCUUGGGACCAAGAGACCGAAAACAAGAGUUGGAGCCACUUGAGAACAAGUCAGGAACUAAAAAUGAGAGGACUGACCAGACAAGUGACAAGUCUGUCAAUGAAGAUGGUGGUUACCAGGGACAGGAUCAUGAGCCAACUGUCACAAAGAUUGAUGAGAGGUCUUCUAAAACUUGCAGCAGUCCGGUUCCAAAGGCUAGAAACAGCAGCUCAGAAACAAGCAACCUGUCUGUGCAAGGGAAGUCCCAGAGACCAGCAGAUGCCCUUGGAGAGUCUGUCCAAGAAAAUCGGAAUAGUAACCCAGACACCCAGGAACAGGUAACACAAGAUGAGGAAAAUGUCACUCAGGAGAUAGUGGUACACUCAGACAGAGAAGAGGAUGAGCAGCUCACUGAGGAACAGAGACUGCCUGUAGAUGUAAAGCACCAGAAUAAUCAGAGCUCAGGGACCAAAGACCCAGGACCAGCCAGGGAGUCCAGUAGAUACUUAGAGUGUCAGGAGUCCUUAGAAGAAGGUAAAAACACAAAGUCCUUGAAAAUGGAGGUGCCAGGUGCCCUAGAGAAGGACUUGACAGAUCAGUUUUCUGUUACAGAGCUUGCUGCAAAGGAAAACAGCAGAAAAGAGAUACAGGUCCUGAUUGCAAGUACCAGAGAAGAUGAAGGUGAGACACCAAAUAUUAAAAAAAAUCUAGUAAAAAGCAUAAAUGAGAACAAUUCAGCCUCUUCCAAGACACACCUUGAAACACAAGAACCUGCAACAUGGAAGGAGAAAGAAAGUCGCCAAGCAUUGAAAGAAGAUGUCCAGCAAGAGUCACUCAACAAAGGACAUAAUUCUUCAGUCUCCCAAUCAGAUCUGAAAGAGAUGACACAGAAGGACCAACCAUCCUUUUCUAUGGAGAAGGGAACUGUCUAUUCCAACCCACUGUACAUGUACCUGCAGAAAAAUGUACUGCAGCAAAGAGAUAUAACCCAAGAUCAAAAUCAAGCUCUGCCAGUCAAGUCAUCAAGCCCUGGGCUUCGGAACAACCCAUCAGAUGUAUCACUCACUGGUGACAGCCAAGUUUCACAACAGUGCACUAAGGAACUUCUUUUUGAUGAGGAUAAGGAGGAUAUAUAG